GUGACUCCGCGGACUCCGGCCCCUGACCAAGAUGGCGGCUACGACGGCGGAGGAGCCGCGCAGCUCUCCCGAGUUGAGAGACGAGGGAGGCCUGGGCGCUCUGGGGGGCCUGGGCGCUCUGGGGGGCCUGGGGGGCCUGGGGGGCCUGGGGGACCUGGUGGACCUGGGGGAUGAGACGGGAGCGGGGCCAGCAGACGGCGACGACGCGGAGGAGCUGUUCGCCAGCACGGAGAGCACCCUGGAGCCCAGCCCGUCCAGCCCGGACGCGGGCAGCCCCAGCGAGGAGGAAGACGACGACGAAGACGACGACGACGCGGCGGUGGCGGCGGCGGCGGCUGGGCCCCAGGGGCGACUCGGGGAGGCCCAGGGGACCGGGGCCCCCGACAGCGGAGAGCACGCGACCCCGCGGCAGGAGCAGCAGGCCCUGCUGGAUGACAGCGACGGCGACGACCUCUUCGGCGAUGGCCCUGAUGAGGAUGACGAGGAGGUCCGCCCGGCUCCCCCUGCGGGCUCGGCUCUGCUGGAGUCGCCCCCCCUCGUACCGCCCGCCCCAGCGGAGCAACACCAGAGACCCCCAGCACGGGACGCACAGCACUCACCCAGCAGCAUUGACGAGGUGGAGGAGGAGGAGGAGGUGGGGGACAAUGUCUGUGACCUGGUCGUCAAUGUCACUGAGCCUGAGAAAGUCGGUGAUGGCAUGAACGCCUACAUGGUGUAUCACGUCCACACCAAGACCUCGCUGAGCGGGUUCCGCGGAUCUGAGUUUGGGGUGAAGCGCCGAUUCAGCGACUUCCUGGGGCUUCACUCGAAGCUGUCCACCCGGCACGGCGCUGUGGGGGUCAUCGUGCCCCCCGCGCCCGAGAAGAGCGUCAUCGGGAUGACAAAGGUGAAGGUGGGGAAGGAGGACCCCUCCUCCGCGGAGUUCGUGGAGAAACGGCGCUCCUCGCUCGAGAGGUACCUGCAAAGAGUAGCGAAGCACCCGACCCUCCUGCAGGACCCGGACUUCCGCGACUUCCUGGAGCGCGACGAGUUGCCCCGUGCUGUCAGCACUCAGGCGCUGAGUGGAGCCGGACUCAUGCGAAUCGUCAGCAAGGCGGCCGAGGCUGUCAACAAGAUGACUAUCAAGAUGAGCGAGCUGGACCCAUGGUUUGAGGAGAAGCAGCUGCAGUUUGAGAGCCUGGAUCAGCAGCUACGGAGACUGCACGGGAGCGUGGAGGGGCUGGUGGUGCACCGGAAGGACCUGGCGCUGUGCACGUCUGCGUUUGCGCGCAGCGUGGCGAUGCUGGGCACCUCGGAGGACCACACGGCGCUGUCGCGCGCGCUCUCCCAGCUGGCCGAGGUGGAGGAGCGGGUCGAGGGCCUGCACGGCACCCAGGCCCACGCCGACGCCUUCCUGCUGGCCGAGCUGCUCGCCGACUACGUGCGGCUCAUCGGCUCCGUGAAGGCCGUGUUCGACCAGCGAGUGCGCUGCUGGCAGCGCUGGCAGGACGCGCAGGUCACGCUGCAGAAGAAGCGCGAGGCCGAGGCGAAGCUGCAGUCGGGGGCCGCCGCCAAGGGGGACAAGCUGCAGCAGGCGCGCGACGACAUCCACGAGUGGGAGGGGAAAGUGGAGCAAGGAGAGGCGGAGUUUGAGUCGAUCUCCAAAACGAUUCGCACAGAGGUGGCGAGAUUCGAGAGGGAGCGAGUGAGAGACUUCAAGCACGCGGUGGUGUCUUACCUCGAAGCCCUGGUGCACACGCAGGCACAGGUGAGGCGUGUGACGGGGUGUGACGCUAUAACGAGGUACAGUGAGGUGUGACGAGGUGGGAGUGUG
This is a messenger RNA of Lethenteron reissneri (Far Eastern brook lamprey), 1813 nucleotides long. Its product is annotated as sorting nexin-2-like. Gene Ontology annotation, biological process: early endosome to Golgi transport. NCBI's taxonomy places the organism in Eukaryota, Metazoa, Chordata, Hyperoartia, Petromyzontiformes, Petromyzontidae. Gene Ontology annotation, molecular function: phosphatidylinositol binding. The record is from RefSeq and is a predicted model, not a curated record. Gene Ontology annotation, cellular component: endosome; endosome membrane.